Equus quagga is the source of this 859-nucleotide messenger RNA. RefSeq names its product kallikrein 1 (gene KLK1). The record is from RefSeq and is a predicted model, not a curated record. The coding region runs from base 36 to 821 and encodes 261 amino acids. Lineage: Eukaryota; Metazoa; Chordata; Mammalia; Perissodactyla; Equidae. The transcript has 5 exons. Gene Ontology annotation, biological process: zymogen activation; regulation of systemic arterial blood pressure. Gene Ontology annotation, molecular function: serine-type endopeptidase activity.
UCACGGCCUGGCUGCCCCUGGACGCCUUUGUCACCAUGUGGCUCCCAGUUCUGUGCCUUGCCCUGUCCCUGGUGGGGACCGGUGCCGCGCCCCCCAUCCAGUCUCGGAUCAUAGGAGGCUGGGAGUGUAAGAACCAUUCCAAACCCUGGCAGGCGGCUGUGUACCAUUACAGCAGCUUCCAGUGUGGGGGCGUCCUGGUGGACCCCCAGUGGGUGCUCACAGCCGCUCACUGCAAGAACGACUAUUACCAGAUCUGGCUGGGACGCCACAAUCUGUUUGAGGAUGAAGACACAGCCCAGUUCUUCCUCGUCGCUAAAAGCUUCCCACACCCUGGCUUCAAUCUGAGCCUCCUGGAGAACAACAACCGCCUCCCAGGAGAGGACUACAGCCACGACCUCAUGCUGCUCCAGCUGGCGCAGCCCGCCCAGAUAACAGCCGCCGUGCAGGUCCUGGCCCUGCCCACCCAGGAACCUGUACUGGGGAGCACCUGCUAUGCCUCCGGCUGGGGCAGCAUCGAACCAGAUAAGUUCACAUACCCGGAUGAACUCCGGUGUGUGGACCUCACACUCCUGUCCAACGAUGUGUGUGACAACGCCCACUCCCAGAACGUGACAGAGUACAUGCUGUGUGCUGGGCACUUGGAGGGCGGCAAGGACACAUGCGUGGGUGACUCAGGGGGCCCGCUGAUCUGCGAUGGUGUGUUUCAAGGAGUCACGUCCUGGGGCCACAUCCCGUGUGGCAGGCCCAAUAAGCCCGCUGUCUACACCAAACUGAUACCCCAUGUGCAGUGGAUCCAGGACACCAUAGCAGCCAAUCCCUGAAUGCCCCCACCCUGUCCCCUACCCCCAGUAAAAUCGAA